AUGGCAACAGAAAGCGGACCUGCACGUGCUGGAGUGGUCUCGCCGCUGCCUGCAGAAGCCGUGGGCUGGGGCUACAUUUCCAGAACAUGGCACGGCACGCUGAGUGAGCCGGCUGCCAUGGCGGGUUUGCACGUGGAAGCCUUCAACACGUGCUCUGACGGCGCGUGCGGGCUGCACGCGUUUCUGGGCCAUGCCAGUUUGGACGGCUCCGUGAAACUUCUUGGAGCUAGAGACAAAAUGGUGGAGCAGCUGGAGAUGAUGUGGGCAUGUGGUUUUCAGGCCGAGCAGUGGGGUCGGCCCUUGGAAGGAUUCGAAACCAUGUUGUGGCACGAGUUUGUGCUGCCUGGGGCAGGUUACUCUGCAGAACCUGCUUGCACGGAAGCGAAGCUGUUCUGGGCCUUGCUGCCGGAGCGGGCACAAGCUGGUGCUGUAGAUGUCAUUGCACGCAGCGGUCCCGCGCCUGCUCUACCGCAUCCCGGGUUUCUGUCGGAGGUGUGGCACACGUAUUUGGCAUGUGUGCAGGCACCGUCGCAUUUUUUCAGCGACGAAGAACUGCUGUGGUUGGCCGAGUGGAUGCAGAAGGGGCUUUUGAUCUACGAUCUGCCAGUAGAGGCAGGCAUGGCUGUUUUGGUUGGGAUGCAUUGGCGAGACACUGCCGAACAUGUUUUGAUCGUUCGACGCAGCGGCGGGCGUGGUCACUUUGAACGUUUGCUGAGACAGGAGCUCGCCGGCGAGGCGGACAGCGAGCGGGACUGCACGGAAGACGACGAGGCUAUGUUCAGUUCAAGUUCGAGUGCAGGGGCUUGCGAAGACAGGUCGGGCAUGGCUGACAGCGAGCGCGACACUUUCAUUCCCUUUCCCGAGGAACCGGCACAAACACAGAGUUGCGACUGUGGCGUGCCGUCUCCUUCAAAGGAUGCCUCAUGUGGGACCGCUGCAUCGGCGGAGGCUGCGAUGGUCCUCGCCGGCACGAGCCAUCUCGCGCCAGGUGGCAUUGAAGACGGUGCUUGCGCAGAUGACGUUCGAGAGUGCAGUCGGGAAGAGGAGUGGUUUGAAACAGCUUGUGGCACUGCGAACAUGGCUUCCGAGUUCGACUUCAUUGCAGACUGUGCAGCCAAGCUGUCUUUGCGCCUGAAAGACCAGCCGACGCUUCCAACCGUGAACGGCGUGGAACCAGAGACCUGCAUCAACAAGUACGUGUGGCUUCCUGCCUACCAUUGUCCUUUUGCCGGAUGUGACUUUGUGUCAGAGGAACGUGAGAAGCUCAUGCAACAUCUGGCUGGCGCAGCGUCGCCUCAUGCGCCCGAUCUCUGUGUCCAAUGGCCAGCCGCCUGGCUAGCGCCGAGUUCUUUGACACUGCUGAGUGCGGCUAUCGCCAGGAUUGAGCGUGCAGGCGUGCCGAAAGUGGGCGGAGUGACCCGACGUGCGCUGCGAGUCACGGCUCGGUCACUGCGCAAGGUACGCAGUCUGAUUUGUUUCGUUUGUGGCCAGAUACACGUCCAAGCGGCGUCACUCCCCACAACUGCAGGUGGAAGUGGAUGUACAGCCAUUCAAUUACGGCCGGUGGCUUGGUUCGUCCUGCAGGAGCAGCGCUGCCCAGGUGUGUUGAUGAACAGCUGUGGUCGUCAACUGUACGAAGCACGCUACGGGCUGGAGCCGAUGUUGGGCGACGAACCUCUGGCGUGGCGUGAUUGGUGUGUUCGCUUGCCGUCCAGUCCAGGUGGCGACGGUCGCUUCUGGGAACUUUUAGGCGCGACGGAGGACAUCGAAUGCCCUGGUGCUCAUUUCGCCUCUGCUAGAUCUGCGUGCAGCACUUUACCGCUGACACUGUGCUGGGAUUGCCAGCUGCCUGUGUGCCAUGAGUGUUGCAGGGUCAUCCAGGGCAGCCAGUCCCACCAGAGCUGGAUGGGACCGCCAAUGGCGAUAGCCAACGAUCAUCUGUACGGAUUUGUGCACAAGAUAUUGGUGGAGAAGCAUGUAUCGUGGCUGGAAGCUGCUGCGUGCUCACCGGUAUGGACUGGAAUACUAGUUUACUAUUUGGAGUCUCCCUAUGGCGACUUGGUAAAUGAGCGACUGAGUGGGCCUCAGUCACGCACAGGCUCACGCGGCAACCUUUACAGCUUCGAGAUGCCGUGGGAAUCGAUCGAAAUGCAAUGUGCCGACUUGAGUGCUGAGCUGCCACAUGCGGAAACUGACCUGGGCCGGUUGAUGCACAUUCAUGUUGUAGGGGCCGGCCGAGAAUCAUUUCCCAGCUUGGAGGGAGCAACGCUGCGGGCGGAUGUGUUGCAGGAGUUGAUCGCGUGCAUGCGGGCAGCCGGUUUUGCGGGUUACACUGCUGCAUGUGAUUCGGCCGAGCUGGUGGCAGAGCGUGUGGACAGACUGUAUCGGUGUAAAUAUGGCGAUGCGGCAUUCGUGCCCGACGUAAUUUUGCAGUCGACUGUGAUGACCGCAGCUCGUCAGGCCAACCCAAAAGAGUCGUUGAUAUGGGACAAACCUGCGACACCGGCGGAGCCAUGCACGCAGUUGCCCAAAUUGGAGCCGACGUUGCGGCCGCUGUCUUUCGCGACGGAGGCUUCCGGGCGAGGGUGGAAUGAAGCUCACGAAGAGUACGGACGAGUCCUGGGUCGCUUGGGUACACUGCACGUGCCCCUGGGAAGCCAGUUGUUGGAUCAGUUCUGUGCGCACUAUUUGCCUGUGGCUUUUCCGUGGACCUUCCGCAGACCUGUGGGCGGGUUCGAUGUGGAAGGGAAACCGCGGUGGCGACGGCCGGGGCCUGCCGAACGCGUGUUAUUUCCCGAAGAAUGUGCAGAAGCCGAUUUGGAAAGAGACCCUGCCCCAGUGAGCUUGUGGGACUUGGUGCGGGGUUUGCCAAGAAGGUCAGAGUGUCAGUUUCGCAGGCACUGGAACUUGAUACCCGGGCUGUUCAACUUGUUUUUCAGGCAUGAGCUGAAUCAAGGGCUCAGCCUCUCCGUGUACAAGCCGGCGGCAAGGAGUAUUGACGGCGGCCAGUGGGAGCAGUCGGCGGCAAAAGCUGCUGCAGAUUUGUACACCAAGUUGCAGACUGGUGUGUAUCGGUCAACCACUGGCCAGUUGCGCCCCAGCAACCACGACUUCACGAAAUUGCGUUACGCAAUUGGCUUGUCCGAUCAACAGAGAAGCUUGCUCAAGGAUUUCCAGUUCCGAACGAAAACCUUGCCUGGCACGCAGGAAGUGCGUCGCUCCAUCGGAUAUGUGGCCUACUGGGCCAACGUGGUUUACGGGCCAGGUUUGUUUGUCACGGUGACGCCAGGUGAGCGUCAAAACUAUUUAGCUAUUCGCUUGAUGCGUGCUCGUGCCAACGAUCCGCACAUGCAGACCGACCCGAAAGCUCGACGUUGGAUGGGCUGCAACAUGCCGGACAUGCAAGCUCGGGCUGAAGACGAGUUCGAAGUUGACGUGCCUGGGUACGACAUGCGGAAGCUGCUCAUGGCACAGGUUUGGCUGCAAGUAGAGCAUGAUGUGGGCUCAGAGUUCAAAGGCUGA
Molecule: messenger RNA, 3522 nt
Organism: Symbiodinium sp. CCMP2592
Lineage: Eukaryota; Dinophyceae; Suessiales; Symbiodiniaceae
Source: the annotation of a GenBank genome assembly